Molecule: messenger RNA, 1173 nt
Organism: Aphis gossypii (cotton aphid)
Lineage: Eukaryota; Metazoa; Arthropoda; Insecta; Hemiptera; Aphididae
Exons: 2
Coding region: 1-1173 (390 amino acids)
Source: RefSeq, a predicted model, not a curated record
AUGUCUAUGGAAAUUUCUCACAACAGUUAUGUUUCGUCUAAUAAAACUGAAAUUGCUGAUAUGUUUGCUGAUAUGUUUUCUUCGGUGUACUCAACGAAUACUAUUAAUACUACAAAUGAUCUACCUAAUAUUUCAAAAUUUGACUUGCCCAAUAAUGUUUAUUUCUCUUUGGAUGAUAAUUGUAAUGGUCUGUCGCUCUCAAAGGAAAUUGAAAUACAAAAAUUGAAAUCACCCGGAGUAUCGUCCUGCCUGAAAGCAUACUGUUCAUAUACACCAAGUGACUUGAAUACGUUAGACAAUUGUGCUUGGGACUCGGGCAUGGACGGCGAAGAUAAUAAAAAUUUUAUGAGCAACGAUGUAUUUACUGGUUGUAUACCUCUAAAACAUUUAUUCGGAUUUUGCGAAGAUUAUAAAAAAAUAUUACUAAAUUGCAAUCAACAACUGAUUUUAAAUCGCUUGUCUACCGAUUUAGACGUAUUACGUAUGACGCAAACCGGAACCUCCGAAAACGUUGAAAAAAAUAAAAAAAUUACGAUUGAAUUGAUUAAAGUGAUAUGGAAGAUGCCUAUAAUCAGAGUUAAUGAUAAAGAAAAAUUAAAACUGUUGAAAGUGAUAGAUUCACGUAAAACGUUAUCAUGUGCGUUCAGAACCUGGGAUCUAUGUGAAUAUCCUGUACUACCUAGAAAUACUUCACAUUCAUGGACGAUAAAGUCUAGUAGCUUGCUUGAAAAACCUAGAUUUAUUUUGUUUGGAUUACAAACAGAUAGAAAAAAAAAUAUAGAAAACGACGCUGGGCGCUUUGACCACUGCCAACUAAAAAAUCUUAAGGUACACUUAAAUUCUGAAGUGUUUCCAUAUGAAGACUUUCGUGCUGAUUUUAAAAAUAAUACCAUCAGCUUACUGUAUAAAGCCUAUACAGACUUUCAAAAAUCGUAUUACGAGAGAGAUUAUUCUGAACCAUUGUUAUCAAAAAAUGUUUUUCAAACAUAUGUUCCAAUCGUCGUUGUCGAUUUAUCGCAUCAGAAUGAUAACGUAAAAGCAUCGACCAUAGACCUACGAGUAGAAUUUGAAACGGAUACGGUUAUUCCUGAGAAAACUGCAGCUUAUUGUUUAAUUUUACAUGAUCAGAUUAUAACUUAUAACCCGUUUAGCGGUGAUGUUAGAAAACUGUAA